Ictalurus punctatus (channel catfish) is the source of this 1986-nucleotide messenger RNA. Its product is annotated as cytosolic sulfotransferase 3. The transcript has 8 exons. Gene Ontology annotation, cellular component: cytoplasm. Lineage: Eukaryota; Metazoa; Chordata; Actinopteri; Siluriformes; Ictaluridae. Gene Ontology annotation, biological process: sulfation. The record is from RefSeq and is a predicted model, not a curated record. Bases 192 to 1097 code for a protein of 301 amino acids. Gene Ontology annotation, molecular function: sulfotransferase activity.
UCUGUGAUGGCAGUAAAAAGACCGGAAAAGGGAAGGACUUUGGGUGGUUAUAUAAUCCAGUGCUAGAACGAGAGAGAGAGAAAAAAAGAAGUCAGCUGUGAUAAGUAGCAUGACGGAAGUGUGUCCAGGUCAAAAGUUUUGAGGGAAAGAAACUGAGUGACAAAGACAAAAUUGCAAUUUCUUAUUUCAUCAUGGAAGGAUCUGAUGUUUCUUUGAUGACGUCGACCAGCAGACCAGAACUGUUUGACUUUGAAGGCAUCUCUAUGGUGCAUUACUUUACUGAUGACUGGGAAAAUGUUCAAAACUUCCAGGCAAGACCAGAUGACAUCCUCAUUGCUACUUACCCCAAAGCAGGCACCACCUGGGUUUCCUACAUCUUAGACCUUAUUUAUUUUGGCAAUACAGCACCAGAGCGUCAGACCUCAAUACCCAUCUACUUGCGAGUGCCUUUCCUUGAGGCGGUUAUUCCUAAGAUAGCUACAGGGGUUGAACUAGUAAAUAAUUUAUCCACCACACCACGACUCAUCAAAACUCAUUUACCUGUUCAGCUGGUGCCCAAGUCCUUCUGGGAACAGAACUGCAAGGUUGUCUAUGUAGCUCGUAAUGCCAAAGACAAUGCUGUGUCAUACUUCCACUUUGAGCGCAUGAAUCACCUACAACCUGAUCCAGGAGACUGGAACAAUUAUCUACAGAUGUUCAUGGAUGGAAAGAAGGUGUUUGGACCUUGGUAUGAUCAUGUGACUGGCUACUGGGAGAAGAAGCAGACAUACUCUAAUCUUCACUACAUGUUCUUUGAAGAUAUGGUGGAGAACACUGAUCGUGAGGUGGAGCGUCUUUCUUCUUUCCUCGGUUUAUCUACACCAAAAGAAGAGAGAGAGAAGAUUACAAAAAAUACCCACUUUGAUGCCAUGAAGCAAAACAAGAUGACCAACUACUCCACAAUCCCAGUGAUGAAUUUUUCAAUCUCACCGUUUAUGCGCAAAGGUAAAGUCGGUGACUGGAAGAAUCACUUCACCGUGGCCCAGAAUGAGCAGUUUGACAAACACUACAAAGAGAGGAUGAAGAACCCAACUUUAAAGUUCCGCACAGAGAUUUAGGACAUCAUGAGACCUGAGAAUUGUAAUUUACAUGGUGAAAAAUUUCAAACACAGAUUUAGGACAUCCUGAGACCUUAUAAUUCUUAGAAUUUUGCAUGUACAAAUAUCCCUCAAUGAUCAUUUUGCCUACAUGUAAGCUGUAAACAGUACAAACUAUAUAAGGAAUAAUCUGAACAAUUCAAAUAUGUUAUUAUUUAUAUAGUAACAACUUACACAGCUUUUGUAUAGCAGAAGCUCCACAUAAAGGGAUUAGAAAAUGUCUGAAUGUUGAAAUGGUGUUUUUUUAUGUGAGGAGAUGUUUAUUUAACACAGAGUCUCCAGUGUCAACAUUUGUAAUAGUCAGAGGUAAAGCUCUUUAAGUUUCACGACAUUAUUAUCUCUGUUAGCGUUGGGAAAACGCUGUGGUAUAAGAGGAAUAAGACACUUUGGGACAUCCUGCUAUAGGAAAAAAAAUUCAUUUUGGGCUUUUUUUUUUAUUUGGCUGCAUCACAACACCCCAUCAUUGAUUAUUUUUCUACAACAUGUCCCCUUGUGUUUUAUUCUUGACAUCAUUUACAUUGUUUACCACAAAAUCUAGAAAUUCUUAGUUUUGAAAUGCCUACAGAGCAUUUCUGUGGCAGUUGCCGUUACAUAAAAGCAUCUGCCGAGAUACAUUUUGGCUGUAUAUAACUAUGGACCUGUGAAUCGAUUGCUGCAAAUUAAAUACCACAUGGAUUGAUUUAAUGAAUUGGCAAGUCUUUAAAAAUGAAAAACAUGCUUGUUGUGCCAGUGUAAAAUGCUACUUUUAUACUCUACUAUCACCUUGACAUUGAGUGUGACAUGCUACAAACUGUAGCUUCUCUCUUCUUCUCUAAGCAAUAAAGUAAACAAACUAAUAAAUUAAAACAAA